AGACGUCACCGGGGAUGGCAAAAAAUAGGCGCGUGCGACGGCACGUGCCAAAGUCUUUUUUGUAUACUCUUCACUUGUUUGUAUGAAUUCCGUACGACCAAUUCUUUUCCGCAUUCCGGAUUUAUUUCUGAAAAAUUCCGGACUUAUACGUGGUACUGGUAUUGUUCUGAUUAUUAUAAUUAUGUCGAUCGACAUAGUUUUAUAACGUUUUGUCUAAUAGCAAUGCUUACGUGAAUAGUUGGAAUUUUAAACAGAAUCUCAUCUUUAUUAUACAGACGUACGAUUAAUACGGUCCUACGAUUCAGAUUUCUUUAAAGUUUAAGUUAUAGAUUUCUCUUGAAGAGUCUGGAUGCUUUUUUAUGCUCGGUGUAUGGCGAUAUAAUAUAAUAAUAUGUUUGUCCCUAUUUACUUCACGUAUUUUUUGUUUGUUCACAUUACUUUUUGUAUAGUGGGUAGAGGAACAAAAAUGACAGGCUAGUAAAGAAAAAACGUUAAUUCCGCACAGAGGUGCAAAUAAAAAUAAAAAAAUAAGUAAAAAACAAAGAUCAAAAUAUAAAAAUAAAAAUAAUAACUAAAAAGAAAUACAAAUAUGUAUCGUAAGUGACCCGGUUUUGGCCACUAAGAAUUUUGUCGACUUUGAGGCUUUCUUAACUUAUAGUUUUUGUUAUCACGAACAUAUUUCUUGUAAAAAGUCAUUUAACAUGUAUUAACCUUGCCUAAGAAAACCCUUUUUUAAAGAACGUCCAAUAGAAAAAUAACUGUAUAAAAAAGAAAAAAAAGGGAGUUUGUGCCAUUUUUGGCCAGAUUCGUGCCAUUUCUGGCCACGGUCGUGUGCCAGUUCUGGCCAUCAAAAAAUGCAAUAAAAGUAAUCAAAAUUUAUUAAUUAAAUUGGACAUUUUACAAACAAUGGCUUUUAUUUAGUUUGGAAAAUAUUAAAUAUUAUUACUUAACUUGAAUUUAACUAACAAAUAAAGAGAUCAACAUUUAUAUGACGUUGGUAAAAGCUGCACAGUAAACUGACCUCCCCUUUGUGUGAAGGCAAUUUAUUGCAUCUCUGAAAAUUAAAAAUAUGUAUCUGUUGAUAUGUAAAGCCAAGGGAAAAAAGCCACGAUAAAAUAAAGGGGAAGAAGUAGGGUGUCUAUGUACACCAGUAUUGGCCAGCCAUGUGGCCAAAGAUGGAGAAAUUUAUAAUUUUGUCUCCAUUAGUGGCCACCUUCUAAUAAACUUACGUCAGAAACACAUGGCGACAAAAUAACUUUAGUUUCACUAAAACAAUAUAUUCUUCAUGUAGUAUUAACAUAAACAUCCAAACAAUAAGCAAAGAUUUAAAAAAUAAAAACCAAAUCCUCAAUCGCUCGCCUUAGCCUUUUUGUUAAGAUCUUAACAAUUUCAACCAUAACUAAAAAGAAUGACUUGUUGCAUCGAAGUGAAGUUUGACACAUCAAAGCUGCCAACGGUAUCAGUGUCUCCAAUAUUCAAUAUUUUAAAUACUGUACAUCACAGAGUAAUUUAUUUGUCCAUGCCUUAGUUAUAAAUAUUUGAAGGCCCAAAUGGCCACAAAGGGGUCGAUGGCCACAACCGAGUCACUUGCCCUAUAAAGAAAAAGGUAAAAGAAAAAUAUUAUAAAAAAUAGUAGACAUGAGAUAUAAAUUGUUAUAAAAAAAAAGAAAAAAACUAUUUAUUAUUGAGCGUAGGAGCCUUGGAGGAUAAUCUUAUAGAAUAAAAAUUUUAAAAACCCCCGACACAAAAACUUUAUUUCCCUUUAAAAAGUAAAAAAUAAUAAAAGAAACUUAAUCUUAAAAUACCUAAGAAUGUACUAAUAAUUCUAAAAAAAAAUACGUCGCGUUGGGGGACCGCUCCUAAUUAUUUCUUACUUAUCUACGAUUUGUUCAUAAGUAUCACAUGCUUGGUGUUAACAUUAAAGUAAAUUGAUGUUUAAGUAGGUACUUAACUAUAACGCAGAAAAUAGAAAUAUAGCGGCGCGGGCGGCGGUGCGCGGUGUGCAGUCCGUAUUAAUGCGGUACCCAACGAGACGUAUUUUUUUUUGAAUUAUUAGUACAUUCUUAGGUACUUUAAGAUUAAGUUUCUUUUAUUAUUUUUUACUUUUUAAAGGGAAAUUAAGUAAUAGUGUCGGGGGUUUUUUAAAUUUUUUAUAGGUAGGUUAGGUUAUACUAGGCCUAACUUAACCUAUAAGUUAGGCUUAGUAUAUUACAUAUACCUACUUACUAUAAUUUCGAUUCUUGUUAAGGUAAAGAUUACAUCUAAGGUCAAGCUUGUUCGCUUUAAUUAUUUUUUUACUUAUUAAUUACUAGUUUUUGUUUCAAUAAGUAGGCUAAAGAUUACAUUGGUGCCAGAUUUUUUGUUUAUAAUAAAACGUUAAAUUAAAGAUUUUAUAUUUUUGUUAUUAAAUUUUUAAUUAUAAUUUUUUUUAAUUUUUUAUUUAUUUUUUAUUUUUGUUAAUACGAAAAAAUAAUAUCUUUCAAUAUAUUCAUUCAGCGCGGUUUCAUUUGAGGCCCCAUCCCAAUAUAUUUGCAGACCUUCGGCUAAUCUCCCCACUUUCACCGCCCAUAACUUUCCCCCCUCUUUUUGCGUCGGGGGAUAAUAAAAAUAGACGAAAAUGUAGGUAGAUCGACUAGCUAGGUAUGUUGCAAAAAAGUUAUAAUUCAUAGAUACCCGAUUCCAAAUCAUUUACUUUGCAAGCCGAGCUAUAAAAGCCGGUGUAAGACGGAAUUCUUUCUUUAUUCUUAAAUUACACUUCGAAGGGAUUAAAUUUAACGUCUGUGAUCUAAGAUUUUCCUCGGCAAUGGUCAUCAGUCUGGAGUAGAACAGCGUGCGUGUAAUCCUCGAGGAAACAGCUCCCAUUGUUACAAUGUCGCUUACUUGUAAUACCCAUGGAAGCCGCAGAAGCCGUUCAAGCCGUGGCACCCCUCGAACCCGUCGAACCCGUGGAACCUGCUGUGGUAGCCGAGGUACCCAUGGAGCCCGUGGUACCUAGGCCGCGCCGAGUGGCACCUGUGGGGCACUUGGCUCCUAUGGUAGCCGAGGCAGCCAUUGAGCCACUUGUGCCCGUACAACCCGAGGUACCCUUGGCACCCGCGGCAAUGGAACCGGCGGUACGCAUCGAACCUGUGGAUGAUAGUUGGAUGAUGGAUGCCGAGGCUAAUAAUAAUGCCACAACUAAAAUGGUGCCUAUAGGUUCUGGCAAAACAAUGGUGCCCCUGAGACGAUAUUUGAGAGUCAAAUGGGACUCCUAUACUGUGGCUACCAGGACCUUACUAAGGGCGGUGUUCCCACGAUCGGUCCUGGCGACACAUUCGUUGACCGGUAAGAGGUCCCCCGCCUUCCUAGACAAACCCGUUAAAGCCUGCCUGAACGAACAAAAGGUAGAGGACAUUGUAAUACAUGUUCUCUUUAAAUUUAAAGUAAAGAAGAGUUUGGUUAGGAAAGUCAUCACUACGAAGUGUGCCGAUGAGUGUAAAAUGCUCAGAAUGAAGGAAAAUAGGCGGCCUCCUGGUGAUGGGAACGCCUCGCCGUAGUCUCAUGACUACGGCAUCGCGGGGCCUCGUCAGGCUGGUCCCGCUCCUAUCCUGACCGCGCCGCUUCGUCGAGUACUUUGUAAGGGCUAAUGCCGAGAAAACUGGUGAUCUCGAAUCUCGGACAGUGAAUGGUCUCUUACAUUUGUAGUAGAUGAAGCUGUGUGCUGGGUUGUUCCGUUCUCAAAUAUGGUUGAUCCGUUGCUACACGUCGAAUCCUUCUGCUAGGCCAGCGUGUUGGUGGGCUGAUUAAGAGGACCUAAUCAUCAUAAUGGUCCAUCACCAGCCUUCCUUGACAAGCAAACCUAGAUGAGGUUAUCGGCUACGACUGGGUGCUGCGCACCGACCUCCCGAACGGCGUCAGCGUAAUUUGUUAUGCCGACGAUAAGCUGAUGCUGGCGCAUGGGAGGUCGCACCAGGGGCCUUAGUCUGCUAUUACAAUUGUGUCAGAAUGGUCGACCAUUGAGCAGUGCAAGAGAGACGGAGCUACAUAGGUUGUAUAGCUCCAUCCCUCUUGCACUGAUCACUUGCUUACCAUCAGGUGAUACGUCAGCUUGAUUACCGGCGUGUUUCAUAAAAAAAAAGAAAAUACGGUUGAAAAAAUUUUAUUUAAACCGACUCACCUAACCAUACUCUUCUUUACUUUAAAUUUAAAGAGAACAUGUAUUACAAUGUCCUCUACCUUUUGUUCGUUCAGACAAGCCUUAACAGGCUUGUCCAGGAAGGCGGGUUUGAAAAAAUAUUUAUUUAAACCGACUCACCUAACCAUACUCUUCUUUACUUUAAAUUUAAAGAGAACAUUUAUUACAA
Molecule: messenger RNA, 4343 nt
Organism: Spodoptera frugiperda (fall armyworm)
Lineage: Eukaryota; Metazoa; Arthropoda; Insecta; Lepidoptera; Noctuidae
Product: protein insensitive
Exons: 7
Coding region: 2892-3536 (214 amino acids)
Biological process (GO): negative regulation of Notch signaling pathway; positive regulation of neuron differentiation
Cellular component (GO): nucleus
Molecular function (GO): transcription corepressor activity; DNA binding
Source: RefSeq, a predicted model, not a curated record